Molecule: messenger RNA, 1895 nt
Organism: Phyllotreta striolata
Lineage: Eukaryota; Metazoa; Arthropoda; Insecta; Coleoptera; Chrysomelidae
Source: the annotation of a GenBank genome assembly
CUAUUUGAAUCAUUGACCGCUUAAUUAGCUAGGUUCCUCAAAUAUCUCAAUAAAAUAAAUAGAUUGUCUCAAUUAAAAAUACAACUAAUUGCUGCAAAAACAUCUAAUAAUAAUUUAUCCAGAAUUUUCGAGUAACGUACCUACCUACUCGGGAAAAUAGGCCGUAAUAUCAAAACCGUUCUAUAUUUAUCAGCGCUGUUGACGAAACGCCAAGUCUAUCUAAAUUGUACGUAUAUAAACCAGAAAUCGGAUUUGUGGUAUAAUAAAACUUGUGAAGUACAUACAAACAUAAAAAGAACGUUUUAAUUGCACCCAGAAAUGGAUUUAUUUGAAGUUAGAAAAAACGACAAAGUCGGAAGGUAUGCAGUGGCAAAGAAAGACCUCAAAGCUAGCGAUGUUAUUCUAACAGAAACCCCUUUCGUCUACGGUCCUAAAUCAGAUAGCCCAGUCGUUUGCCUGGGUUGUUACAACUUCCUAGAAACCCUCAAUGUUUGUUCAAAAUGUUCUUGGCCCGUCUGUAACAGCGAAUGUGAGAGCCAAUCGACACACAAAGAUUUCGAAUGUGAAACGUUCUCCAAAGCCGGCGUAAAAUUCCAAAUCGUUGACGAUUUAUCCGAAGUAAAUCUUCAGUACGAAUGCAUCACUCCACUUAGGCUUCUACUAGCCAAAGAAAAGAACCCGACCAGAUGGAAAGAAGAAAUCGAACACAUGGAGGCCCACAACGACAUCCGCAAACAGCGCCCCAUCUGGAACUUCAACCAGCAUAACGUCGUGGAAUACCUUCGAUCGGCCUGCAAACUGGACCGGUUCCCCGAGGAACUGAUUCACACCGCUUGCGGAAUUCUCGAAAUCAACGCCUUCGAGGCCAGAACGCCCGAAGGCAAUGCCAUCAGGUGCCUGUUCCCUAAACUGGCCAUAUUGUCUCACAGUUGCGUCUCGAACAUCCAUCAUGCCAUCGAUGGCAAAGGAAAUGGCAAUGUCGACGAUUUCAGCGUGACGGUAAGGGCCGCUGUCGACGUACCAGCUGGUGGAGAGCUCCACAGUAGCUACACCUAUUCGUUGUGGCCGACGCUCGUCCGAAGGGAGUUCCUCAGGGAGAGCAAAUAUUUCGAGUGCACGUGCUCGAGGUGUCGGGAUAAAACUGAAUUGGGGACGCAUUGUGGUACUUUGAAAUGCCAACGGUGCGACAAUGGAGUUAUCCUAUCCACGAAUCCUUUAGACGACCAAUGCGAAUGGAAAUGCACGCAUUGCGAGUACAAAACCAACGCUGUAGCGGUGAGGAAAGUGUUCGCUGCUAUACAAGAAGAUUUGGAUCAAGUGGAAUAUGUUUUCGGAGCUGAGGGUAUAGAAAGUCGCGAAACGCUCUACAAAAAGUACAAAUCCGUGUUGCAUCCUAAAAAUUCUUACAUGACGAUCCUGAGAAGCGCUCUCGUUCAACUCUAUGGUAAGGCUGAUGGUUACACGUUAGACGAUUUGCCGGAUUUGAUAUUGGAGAGAAAAGUCGAAUUGUGUAACCAAUUGCUUGAAGUACUCGAUGUUAUUGAGCCCGGAUAUUCAAGAAUUAGAGGUGUAAUAUUCUUCGAACUUCACGGUCCUCUGAUGGUAUUGACGAGACAUCAGUAUCAGAACGAAGUGAUCAGUAAAGAGAAGUUCAAGGAAGAGCUGAGAAAAACCAUCGAUAUUUUAGGAAAAUCCGUGAGGAUUUUGAAGCAGGAAUCUUCAUCUUUGCCGGAGGGCCAGUUGGCUAUAGUGGCAGAGCAGGCGUAUGAACAGCUCAAUAACAAUUUCGAUGUUUUGGUAGAAACUGCUUGAAUAUAAGACAUGUCGUUUACCGUAUUACAAGUAUUAUUUUCAAUAAAUAAAGUUUGUUUAGUAUACUAAUUAUUAUUGUGGUU